Messenger RNA from Tribolium madens (black flour beetle), 1609 nucleotides. RefSeq names its product carboxypeptidase B-like. The record is from RefSeq and is a predicted model, not a curated record. Gene Ontology annotation, molecular function: zinc ion binding; metallocarboxypeptidase activity. The transcript has 2 exons. Bases 29 to 1267 code for a protein of 412 amino acids. Lineage: Eukaryota; Metazoa; Arthropoda; Insecta; Coleoptera; Tenebrionidae. Gene Ontology annotation, biological process: proteolysis.
UUGCUCUGAAUACUUCACAUCAGAUACCAUGAUGAAAGUGCCGGUACUCAUAGUACUAGCCCUUCUGGGCUUUUCUAGUGCCAAAUACGAAGGCUACAAAGUUUAUAAAUUUGUAACAAAAACUCAUCUUCAAAAUAUAUAUCUGCAGUCCUUAGAAGCAAUCCCAGACUUCGAUUUUUGGUCCAAAAUAAACACAGUUGGUAACCCUGUUACCGUCAUGGUACCACCGAGAUUCCAAACCAAACUUGAGGAUUAUUUAAAAACCAACAACAUUGAUUUUAGCGUCGAAAUAGAAAAUGUCCAAAGAGCCAUCCAAGCUGAAAAACAGUACCACCAAUCGAGACAAGCAUUGAAAUUGGGAAAAAUUAGUUUUGACCAGUAUCUGCGCCAUGCUGAGAUUAACGCUUAUUUAACCCAACUCGCUAAAGAUUAUCCCGACAUUGUCACUCUUGAAACAAUGGGCAAAUCGUAUGAAAAACGCGAUAUGAAUUUAAUUCGGAUUUCCUCCGGUCCGAGAAACCCCCCAAAACCGGUGAUUUUUGUCGAUGCCGGUAUCCAUGCCCGAGAGUGGAUAGCCCCAGCUGUCGCUCUGUACCUAAUAAACCAACUUGUCGAAAACCCAUCCAACAGUAAUCUUCUUGAAAACGUCGACUGGAUCAUCCUCCCUAGUGUCAAUCCCGAUGGUUACGAAUUCAGCUGGAACGAAGACCGUCUUUGGCGCAAAACCCGAUCUCCAGGAACCGUCUGCCCUGGUUGUGACCCUAAUCGCAACUUCGGAUACCACUGGAUGGAAGCCGGGGCUAGUAAUUGGGAAUGUUCGGAGACCUACGCCGGAAAAGAAGCUUUCUCUGAAGUGGAAGCUCGGAAUUUGAGAGAUUACUUAGCCAACACUGCGAAUAUUAAGGCGUAUUUGACACUGCACAGUUAUGGGCAAUAUUUGCUCUAUCCAUGGGGUUAUGGUAAUGUCCUUUGUGAUAACUGGAAAGAACUGGAUGACUUGGGGCAUAAAGUAGACGAUGCCAUAAGUUCGGUUAAUGGCACUAGGUACACUAUUGGUAGUUCCACGCAAGUGUUGUAUGCUGCUGCUGGGGCUAGUGAUGAUUGGGCGAUGGGUGGCGCUGGGAUUGAUAUUGUUUAUACCAUUGAGUUGCCAGGGGGAGGAAACUAUGGGUUUGAUUUGCCGGCUUCGAGGAUUAAGGAUGUGGCAGUCGAAACGUUUGAAGGAUUUAAAGUAUUUGCUGAUUAUGUUGCAAAAAAUAGAAGCUAAGUUAUUUCAGGAACAAUAUAGCAAAUAAACAAAUUUUUGUCAUUUGAUUAAUUAAAUAGUAAAACCCUGGUUGAAUAAAAUAAAUAUGCACAUCUUAUUCAUUAUCUUCGUUGAAAACACUAAGCAACAUUAAAUUGGAAACACUUGAUUAUAGUAGAGUUAAAAAUUAAAAAAAAAAAGUUUUUUUGACCAGGAUAUUGUUGACCCUGUGAUAAAUGCAAUGCUUCAAUUAUAAUGUUUUUCAUGUUUCUAAAACAUUUUGCAAAAUAAAAAAUGUAAUGCUUCAAUUAUAAUGUUUUUCAUGUUUCUAAAACAUUUUGCAAAAUAAAAAAUGAUAUAUGA